This is a messenger RNA of Arachis ipaensis, 1704 nucleotides long. RefSeq lists its product as uncharacterized. NCBI's taxonomy places the organism in Eukaryota, Viridiplantae, Streptophyta, Magnoliopsida, Fabales, Fabaceae. The record is from RefSeq and is a predicted model, not a curated record.
UCCUUUUGUCGAGAUACAUGCCUCGAGAAGUGAAUUCCCCUAGCCUCUUCACGCCAUUCUAGAUUUAUGAUUUUCAUACUGAAGAACAUGCUCUCAAGGCUUAUAUUUGUCGUUUAAUGAGUCAAUAAAAGGGCAUUUCACAGUCCCACUACCUCCAUUCUAUGCUCAUCGUUAUAGAAUCUUCAAUCCACUGUUGCUCCAUCUCUCAUUACAUUGUUCAUCCCAGGACAUCUUUCUUAUUCCAUCCCUGUUACAGUACAUUACAUUUCUUGAUCUCCAAAGUAAAAUUAAACGGUUACAUCCCUUCCAUUUUGUUGUGGUUCACCAGAUCUGCGGCUAAUACAAAUUCGCAUUAGAGGGUCGACAUGGCUGCAUCUAACUUCUACGACCAAGGGCGUCAUUUCUACAUGGAAAUCAACCCUGACUUAGACAUGGGUGAGAUCCCUUCCAUUUUUUUCAGGAGAUUCAAGGAUGGGCUUCCAAACUUUAUGACUUUCCACGACUUUGCUGAAAAUGAGGUUGAUGUUGUUAUUGAGAAGUGUCACCACACGGCUAUUAUUGUUGCUGGUUACAAUAGCUUAGUCACACUCUAUGGCCUCAAAGAAAGUGGUUGGCUCAAAGUGUGCUACGUUGGUAGGGAGAAAUUUCUCAUUAUCGAAGUGAAAGACCACAAUAUAGUGGCCAAAUGUCUCUACUUUCCACCACUCAAGCUAAGUAUCAACAUCAAACCUACCAUUGCUAUUGAUGAAACUAUAUCACUUUCCAAACAUACCUCAGUGGCAAGCCCCGUCAACCAGGAGACGGUUUCAUCCAAGCUAGGAGAAUCGCCCCAAAUUUUGCAUAAUGAAGCCAACUUGCAAUCUAAUUCAGAUUUUGUACUCCACGGUGGUCAUUUUAUAACUCACUCUGUUUUCAAUGUCUCAAACCCCGUUGAACCCACUGCUUACUCUGGGAUGGAGGCUCCAUACAAUAACACAACGAUUUUGUCUUUUGAUGAUGCUAUAGCUCAACCACCUCACGAUCCAAUCAAACAAGUGCUUUCAAUGACGAUCUUCCCUGCUCCUCCCCAGAUAAGUAAGCCCCUCAACCAAUAUCUUCCAUCUACAUUACCAUCCUCUAACCCUAACAUGUCAAAUAUCAGUGUUGGUGAUCUUAACUGUGCUGCACCCAUCUCACCCUUCUUGCCUCCGGAUUCUAUCCCUGGCGAAGAGCUCUAUAGCAUAGUGAGGGUUAUACCUGAAUACCAAUCCAAACACUACUCAUUGCUUAUUCUUUCGGCUUUUGCGGCCCAAGCAUUUCCUUUGAGGCUUGACUUUAUUCAUGUUCGUCAACUGCAUAAGCCACCUAUUCUCAUGAAGCUUCAUUGGAGGAGUCCUAGAUCAUCUGAGGCAUUUGUUACUAGGGGAUGGUGUAAAUUUUCCGUUGCCAAUGGUCUUAGGUGCGACAGAGUUCUGCAUCUCAGCGUCCCUGUGCAAGAUGAGACCACCAUGUUCGUUACUAUUCUACGUAUCUAGCGAUGUUUCUCAGUUCAUGUUUCUUUUGGAUCAGUUUCCCACUUGCAAACUGCUGUUUAUGUCUUUGGUUUAGUUGUAAACAAAUUGGUUACUUUGGUGUAAUUGAAAGUUAUUAAAGCCAAUCCUAAAAAGGCAUUUUGUUAUGCCCGAAACCUAUUUGUUUGUAGUUUCAAAUAUGUAUUUCAUACCA